Aspergillus ibericus CBS 121593 is the source of this 969-nucleotide messenger RNA. RefSeq lists its product as uncharacterized. The record is from RefSeq and is a predicted model, not a curated record. The coding region runs from base 124 to 660 and encodes 178 amino acids. NCBI's taxonomy places the organism in Eukaryota, Fungi, Ascomycota, Eurotiomycetes, Eurotiales, Aspergillaceae. The transcript has a single exon.
CGCAAAUCGGUUCUGGCGGACUCCGUUGCCCGACCAUGAAGAAAAUUUCUGCAUUCUACUGGCAGGACCUUGGUUCCCUCAGGCACGUCGGAUCUCGCAGAACAACGCGCCGAGGCACCGCCGAUGCGCGCUAGAGCCAACUGGGAAUGGGCUCCUUUUCCCGACCCAAAACGGCCUAGUGGCCUUACCCGGACGACCCUGAUUCGGGAUAGCAGUGACGACAUGAUACGGGGCCAAACGGGUAAUACGAGUACGGGGAUCCAGUCAGGCCCCGUAAGCCGUACCCGCCGCCGUCCGUCGCCCCGUCGCUCUCUGGCUGAUCCAAGCACCUGCAAAAUCCUCAUAUCCCAUUGUUCCCUUCACCUUUCUCUCUCUCUUCUUUUCUUCUUCUUCUCCAUUCCCUUCACCUCCGCCUCUACCUCCUCCUCGCUAUCUCUCCUUUCCUCCUCGUCCGCCUCCGACUCUCCGGCUCCGUGGCCAUCUACCGCCCCCUCGCGACCGGUCCUCGUUCUUGGUUUCCUCUCUCGCCCUUACUGUCCGCCUUGCGUCAGAGACCCUUGCAACGUGACUCUCCCCGAGUAUCCUCGUUUGGCCGCUGGAGACCGGAGCCUGCGCUCCCACUUCAUAUUUCUCCGCCUUGCAACACGUCUGUCGGCUUGAGCCAGCCAGCCAGCGAUCGAAACGUUUUGUUCCAGGCGCCGUGCCCCUUUCACAACCUGUCACGUUGACGCCCAGAAUCCCCCUUUCCGCCGACCUCCGCCUGGCGCUUCUUUGACUCCCUCGAACCCCAUUCUGGCGACAUUCUUCCCUUGUCAACUUUGCCGGUGUUGCUGGGAUAAUAAACCUAAUCUGACGAAUCCACGGAGUCUCUGGUGAGACUAGCCGCCGAGAUGAAUACCUCCCUUCCCUCGUGGAAGGAUCGCACGCAAAACCAGUUCGGCAAGCUCCAGAUCCAAGUCCCAUGGCGGU